Molecule: messenger RNA, 912 nt
Organism: Quercus lobata
Lineage: Eukaryota; Viridiplantae; Streptophyta; Magnoliopsida; Fagales; Fagaceae
Product: putative disease resistance protein RGA3
Exons: 2
Coding region: 1-912 (303 amino acids)
Molecular function (GO): ADP binding
Source: RefSeq, a predicted model, not a curated record
AUGGCUGAAUAUGUUCUCAGUGUUGUUGAGGGAGUAAUAGCCAAUGUGAUGUCACUAGCUGUUGAGCUUAUCGAAUCUGUGCGGGUUUUCAAGGAUGAGCUAAAUACGCUUCUAGACUCAUCAACCAAGAUUCAAGCUUUGCUACGUGCUGAGAAAAGACAAAAAAAUGAUAUUGUUAUGAGCAUUUGGCUACUGAAGCUUAAAGAUGUAGAGUCUUUGAACCCAAUCCCCAAGAUCAGUCUGGAUUGGAAGACAGACUCUUUUAUUGAUGGUUCAGAAGUUGUAGGGCGAGGAGAUGAUGUCUUAGAAAUUGUCAAUUUGUUGAUUGGUGCAAAAAAUCAACAAGAUAUCCCUGUCAUUCCUAUUGUGGGAAUGGCAGGUCUUGGAAGGACAAUUACAGCAAAACUAGUUUACAAUCAUGAACUAGUAAAGAAACAUUUUGAUGUGAGGAUGUGGGUAUGUGUAUCUGAAGAUUUUGACGUUGAAAGGAUUUUAAGAGAGAUUCUUGAGGUUCUUAACAAUUGUUCUAUUGGGUUAGAAAAUAAAAAUGCUAUACUUUACCACCUUCAAAAGAAAUUGAAGGGAAAAAGAUAUCUUCUCAUACUUGAUGAUGUGUGGAUUGAAAAUUCUGAGAAAUGGGAUAGUUUAAGGAGAAGUUUGUUGGGAAUUAAUCAAAAUCAUGGAAAUAACAUUAUUGUAACUACUCGUAGUGACAAUGUGGCACAAAUAAUGGAGACAAGUCUUAGACAUAAAUUGGAAAAACUAUCCGAAGAUGAAUGUUGGUUACUAUUUAAAAAAAAGGCAUUUGCUAAUGAAAGAAUUCCCCUGGAUUUGGAGGCUAUUGGAAGAGAGAUUGCUAAAAGAUUAGGAAGGAAUCCAUUGGUUGCAAGUGUCUUAGGAGGAAUGAUGUAG